Messenger RNA from Daphnia pulicaria, 2231 nucleotides. It is a transcript of the gene Hr96, whose product is annotated as nuclear hormone receptor HR96-like. Gene Ontology annotation, biological process: cell differentiation; negative regulation of transcription by RNA polymerase II; positive regulation of transcription by RNA polymerase II. The transcript is spliced from 7 exons. The record is from RefSeq and is a predicted model, not a curated record. Lineage: Eukaryota; Metazoa; Arthropoda; Branchiopoda; Diplostraca; Daphniidae. Bases 148 to 1791 code for a protein of 547 amino acids. Gene Ontology annotation, molecular function: nuclear receptor activity; zinc ion binding; RNA polymerase II cis-regulatory region sequence-specific DNA binding.
UUCGUGGUAAGAUUCGAAGCAUUUAAAGUCGUAAUAAUAGUCGCUCUUAUUGUCCGGCUUGUCGCCUUGUCCAGCAUUUUUUUACAAAUUUUAUAUUACUGGAACGUUGACCAACUUGGCAACCUCUCCUAUUCAUCAAUAAUUUCGAUGGAUCUGAGACUGAUUAAUUUAACAAUAGUUUCAUCUCUCGUUAUUAAAAAUAACAACCUACAAAAAAUGGAAGAGUACGUAUCGCUAACCUCUCCCAAUACACCAGUAUCUCCUCUCAGCAAUGCUUGUACCAGCCCAGGUGAACUCCAUGCCUCGAUGUCUGGGAAAGUCUGUGGAGUGUGUGGAGACAAGGCUUUAGGGUGUAACUUUGGUGCAACUACCUGUGAAUCUUGCAAAGCCUUCUUUAGACGCAAUGCCCUUAAAGGAAAGGAAUUCCGUUGCCCAUUUGAAAACAAUUGUAAAAUAGAUGCUGUGACACGAAGAUUUUGCCAAAAGUGCAGGCUUAAAAAGUGCCUUGAUAUUGGAAUGAAGAAGGAAUUUAUCAUGUCUGAAGAAGAACGAACAGUAAAGAGAAGAAAGAUUGAAGAAAAUCGAAUGAAGAAAACUAAACCUGGGAGGACAAAUAAUACAAAGAACAACUCCAAGCAACUUAUUCAUCUCUUAAAUGGUGGUGGAAGCAGAGCAAACCAGAGAAAAAGUGAUAUUAAAUCUGAAGCAGAAUCAAGUUUCUCUGAUUCAGAUGUCACUACAAGUCCCUUGGACAACUCUUCCGAGGGAUUUCAUGAAAGCCCUGCCUCUUCGAACAAAGCGACAACAGUGAUAAGUAAUCACCAACAAUUGACACCAGAAAACAGAGGAAGAAUGCUAGAAAUGUCUCCUCCGGAGGAUUGCCCAAGUGACAGCUCUCCGUCUACCGCCAAUGGCGGGAUGCGUAGUCAAUCCAUGAGCGUAGCCGAUGCCUUUAAUAUAAACUUGCAGACCAUGGAUGCUUUAUUAAAUACUGCCAUUUCAGCUGAAUACAAUGUCGUGGUCGAUUUAGUUCGGGGCAAUGAUACUAGCCCACUGUCGCCAGUCCGUGAUCGCCAACUGAAUGAACUGGAAAUGGCCAAGUUGCAGGAGCUCGUGGUGGCAAACAAAGCCCUUUUGGCACCCUUGACGGAGGAACGGCCAGUCGAUCUUCAUUACGAUUCAGGGGACCCAACAUUACUAAAUGUUAUCAAUUUGACGGAUAUUGCCAUCAGGCGAAUCAUCAAAAUGGCGAAGAAAUUAGCAGCUUUCAAGACUUUGUGUCAAGAGGACCAGAUCGCCUUGCUGAAGGGUGGCUGUACCGAGCUGAUGAUUUUGCGCUCGGUCAUGUCCUACGACGCCGACAAAGGAUGCUGGAAGAUACCACACACGGACUCGCACAUGAAUCACAUCAAAGUGGAGGUGUUGAAGGAAGCACAGGGAAACUUGUACGAGGAACACCAACGCUACAUUCAAUCUUUUGAUCCGCUGUGGCGUUCAGACGAGCACAUCAUGCUGCUGCUGUCGGCCAUCACUUUAUUCGAUCCCAACCGACCUCACGUCAUCCAUCGAGAUGCCAUCAAACUGGAACAAGAGUCGUACUACUAUCUGCUUAGGCGCUAUUUGGAGUCAGUGGUAGGUGGUUGCAAGGCCCGCUCAAUGUUCCUCAAGUUGAUUGCUAAAAUCUCCGAGUUGCACAUACUCAACGAUAACCACGUUCGAGUUUACUUAGACCUUAAUCCUAAAGAGGUAGAGCCUCUGCUUAUUGAAAUCUUCGACUUGAAGUCCAGAUGAUGCUGACGAUCUCAGCCGUCUAGUCAUUUCAAAAUGAAACAUCCAAUUGGAAAAAAAUUAACGUUCAGGGCUCGUCUUUCUUCCCCCAUCCAAAAUUUUUUUGUUUUGGCGGUUUUUUUUUGCGUUUUUGCGUCGUCCUUCGUUAAGUUUAUUUGUAUGAAAAGGUUUUUACAUAAUUUGAUUUCGUGAACAAUUGUGUCGUGCUGCCACGCCAUCCACUAUUUUAUAUAUUACCUUCCUCCACAAUAGGAGGUACUAUUGGUUUUUAUUUUGUAUUAAAAAAAAAAAAAGAAAAUGGAAACAACAAUCAACGUACUGUGUGCCAAGAUUCCAAAUGUCUUAAUAACUAUCACGGCAUUUCGUCCCGACAUUCUUCGCUCUCCCACGUCAUGUAGUGUUCCGAUCGUCGAGAAAAUGAAUAAAAGAAACUUGUGUCUGUA